Messenger RNA from Naegleria lovaniensis, 1467 nucleotides. RefSeq lists its product as uncharacterized. The transcript has 3 exons. Lineage: Eukaryota; Heterolobosea; Eutetramitea; Acrasida; Naegleriidae. Bases 1 to 1467 code for a protein of 488 amino acids. The record is from RefSeq and is a predicted model, not a curated record. Gene Ontology annotation, biological process: guanine catabolic process. Gene Ontology annotation, cellular component: cytosol. Gene Ontology annotation, molecular function: zinc ion binding; guanine deaminase activity.
AUGAGUAGUACAUCAAGUAGUAGUAGAGGACGUGUAAUUAUUGGAGCCUUUGUUCAUGCUCUUACUUCAACGAAAAGCCUCAACUACUGUCCGAAAGGAGCCAUUAUAGUUUCCAAGGAUGGCAUGAUUGAGAAGGUAAUUCCAUCCCUACAAUCUUUGCAGACUUCUUCUUCCUCUCAUUCCUCUUCUUUAACUAAUUUAUUAACGUCCUAUGAACAUUAUGAACAUUUGACUCUCAAGCCUUCUCAAUUACUCAUUCCGGGAUUCAUUGAUACUCAUGCACAUGCUCCUCAGUACUUUAAUUCCGGUCUCGGAUUGGAUAUGCCUCUUCUAGAGUGGUUGCAUACCUAUACCUUUCCAGUAGAAUCUCGUUUCAAUGAUGCAGAAAUUGCAAAUAGAGUGUACCGAGCGUGUGUUAGGAGGUCGUUACAGAGUGGAACCACAACGAGUGUUUAUUUUGCUACGAUUCAUAAUGAAGCGAGUUUGAAAUUGGCUGAAAUUACUGAAGAGUUGGGACAACGAGCGUACAUUGGCAAGGUAAAUAUGGAUCGAUUUGCACCUGAAUAUUAUUGUGAGGAAACAUCCAAAGGCAUAAAAGAUGCUAGGAAGUUUGUGGUUGACAUGAUGUCCAAGAAUUUUAAACUAGCCAAACCAAUCCUCACUCCAAGGUUUGCAGUGUCAUGCACUGAAGAAUUAAUGAAGGGUUUGGCUGAUAUUGCAGAGGAAUUCGAUUUACCUAUUCAAUCUCACAUUUCUGAAAAUGUCAACGAAGUGAAAUUGGUUAAAGAAUUAUUCAAAAAUCAAUCAAGUUAUGCUGGUGUAUACGAUGAAGUGAAACUUUUGAACCAUAGGACCAUUUUAGCUCAUGGAGUUUAUUUAACCGAUGAAGAAAUUAAUUUGUUGAAAGAAAAGAAAGCUACGAUUGCACAUUGCCCUCUAAGCAAUUUUUCCAUUAAUAGCGGUGUGUUGAAUGUGCGAAAAUUAUUGAACAGAGGCGUGAAAGUUUCUUUGGGAACAGACUAUUCCGGAGGCUAUUCUGUCUCAAUGUUGAACGCCAUUCGAAAUACGCUUAUUGCAAGUGUGUCUGUCACUACAGAUCAUAUACGAAAUGGUAAAGAGUCGACAGACGAUGACAAGUGCCUAAGUCUCGAUGAAGCAUUUUACUUGGCGACCAUUGGAGGAGCCACUGCUCUUAAUAUUGAAAACAAGGUGGGAAAUUUCGAAGAAGGAAAAUUGUUUGAUGCUCUUGUGGUGGAUGUUGAAGUGGCUGACUCCAUGGUAGAUAGUUUUAGCGAUAUUUAUCCAAAAAUUUUCCCAGCAGAACCCUCACUCGCUCAAAGUCAAGACACUCUUACAGAGAAGAGGCUUAAGGAAAAUUUUUCUCGGUUUAUCUACAACGGUGACGACAGAAAUAUUGUUAAGAUAUUUGUACAGGGCAAUGAAGUGAGUGGAAAUUUAAGAGUGUAA